UGGAGGGUUCAUGAGGAGCGGACAGCUGGAGUAUCGGUUUGUCAGCUGACGACGUGGGAUUCCUGGCAACUGUUCCGUGGAGAGGACUCAGAAUUCUUCAUCGGAAUCAGCACGGCGCCCAACGCAAGACAUCAGCAACACAAACACAGAGGAGAGUUUACAGCAUCCAGCUCGAUGUCCAUGAACGGUGAAAUGUCCAGAGAAUUUCCUCCAGUCUUCAGUCAUGAACCUGGACCCUCAGUCACAAAACGUCAGGAACACAAACACAGAGGACAGUUUCCAGGUUCCAGCUCAAUAUCCACGAACAGUGACGCAUCCAAAGAAUUCCCCCCAGGCUUCAAUCAUGAGUCUCGACUCUCAGUCUCAAAAUGUCAGCAACACAAACACAGUGGACAGUUUCCAGGAUCCAGCUCGAUGUCCACGAACAGUGAUGCAUCCAAAGAAUUCCCUCCAGGCUUCAGUCAUGAAUCUCAACCUUCAGUCACAAAAUGUCAGCAACACAAACACAGUGGACAGUUUCCAGGAUCCAGCUCGAUGUCCACGAACAGUGAUGCAUCCAAAGAAUUCCCUCCAGGCUUCAAUCAUGAAUCUCGACCUUCAGCCACAAGUUUUCACAGAAAGAAGAGGAGCAAUAAUGUUUUUGUAGAGAAACCGGUGUCCUGCUGUUUGUUGUGUCAGGAUGUCCUGAAGGAUUCAACAAAAGACUUCAGUCCCCAGUGUGGAGAAAAAUCCAGAACCAGAGCCAACACAUGUCUGCAAAAGGUUUUAAAUGAGUUAAAGCUCACUCUGCGGAAAAGAUAUGAACAUGUGAUUGAAGAAACUGAAAAAACAGGAAGCAGAGCCCUCCUUAGAAUGAUCUACACUGAGCUCUACAUCACAGAGGAGCCAAGUGAAGCAAUGAACUACCACCAUGAGGUGAGGCAGGUGCAGAGCGCUUCCAAGAAGAAAAUCCUCCAUGAAACACCAAUCAGAUCUCAGGACAUCUUUAAAACCUUACCUGACCAACAGAGACCCAUCAGAGUGGUUCUGACAUAUGGUGUUGCUGGUGUUGGAAAAACCUUCUUGGUGCAGAAGUUCACUCUGGACUGGGCAGAGGGCUUAGAAAACCAGGACAUCAGUGCGGUGAUUCUGCUUUCAUUCAGGGAGCUGAACUUGGUCAGGAAUCAGCAGUACAGUCUUCUGGAGCUACUUAUUUUUUUUCAUCCAACAUUGCACAGGGUCACAGCAGAGAAGCUCAUUGUUUGUAAACUUUUGUUCAUCUUAGAUGGCCUGGAUGAAAGCAGAUUUUUGUUGGAUUUCACCAACAGUAAACUAGUGUCUGAUGUCACACAGAAGUCAACCAUCAGUGAGCUGCUGUCAAAUCUCAUCGAGGGGAAUCUGCUUCCCUCUGCUCUCAUCUGGAUAACUUCCAGACCUGCAGCAGUCCAUCAGAUUGCUCCUACAUGUCUUGACAGGAUGACAGAAGUUCGAGGCUUCACUGACGCUCAGAAGGAGGAGUACUUCAGGAGGAGAUUCCGAAAUAAAGAGCUGUCAAGCAGAAUCAUCUCUCACUUGAAGACAUCCAGGAGCCUUUACAUUAUGUGUGGAAUUCCAGUUUACUGCUGGAUCACUGCUACAGUUCUGGAGCACAUGUUGACUACAGAGGAGAGCGCAGAGCUGCCCAAGACCCUGACUGACAUGUACUCACACUUCCUGCUGGUUCAGACAAAGAAAAAGCAAAAGUACCAUGAAGGACAAGAGAUGAGACGAAUAGAGCUCACCAGAACUGACAGGGAAGUUCUUCUGAAGUUGGGGAGGCUAGCAUUUGAACAUCUGCAGAAAAAGAACAUCCUGUUCUACCAAGAAGACUUGGAGCAGUGUGGUCUGGAUGUCACAGAGGCCUCUGUGUACUCUGGAGUUUGUACAGAGAUCUUCAAAAGAGAGUCUGUGAUCUUCCAGAAACCAGUCUACUGCUUUGUUCAUUUGAGCAUUCAGGAGUUUCUGGCUGCAAUCUACAUGUUCCACUGUUACACCAACAGGAAGACAGAGGUGCUGCAGGAGUUCUUUACUGAGGAUGAUAAAGGAAAUAAGAUAUCUCUGGAAGAUAUCUCAUCUCUGGAAGAUUUUCUGAGUAGAGCUGUGGAAGAAUACUUGCUUAUUCCGAAUAGCCACCUGGAACUGUUUGUUCGCUUCCUUAAUGGUCUCUCUAUGAAAUCAAACCAGAGACUCUUAGGAGGUCUGUUGGAAUAA
Oreochromis niloticus (Nile tilapia) is the source of this 2229-nucleotide messenger RNA. Its product is annotated as protein NLRC3-like. Bases 175 to 2229 code for a protein of 684 amino acids. The transcript has 8 exons. The record is from RefSeq and is a predicted model, not a curated record. Lineage: Eukaryota; Metazoa; Chordata; Actinopteri; Cichliformes; Cichlidae.